Gregarina niphandrodes is the source of this 1725-nucleotide messenger RNA. Its product is annotated as putative polypeptide N-acetylgalactosaminyltransferase. NCBI's taxonomy places the organism in Eukaryota, Apicomplexa, Conoidasida, Eugregarinorida, Gregarinidae. Bases 1 to 1725 code for a protein of 574 amino acids. Gene Ontology annotation, cellular component: Golgi apparatus. The record is from RefSeq and is a predicted model, not a curated record. The transcript has a single exon.
AUGAAGGUCCAGCACGACGACGUGGUGGAGUAUCCAGGGGGUCCACCACAGGCGUUGAAGGUAGGUGUGGACUCGCGGCAUUUGCAUGGCCGCGUAGGAUACGAUUUAGAGACAGGUGAGACGUUGUGGGUGCCGCGACCGCUGUCAUUCAAGAUGACGCGGGAGCAGAAGCGAGAUGCGCAUGAGGGUUACUGUUUCAACCGUCGAGUAAGUGAGUCGUUGGCGCUGGAUCGCGAGAUAGCGGAUUACAACACGGCUGAGUGCAAGGCCAAGGACUACGGUGACGUGGAACUUCCUCGAGCGGAUGUGGUGAUCGUGUUCCACAACGAAGACUUAUCGGUAUUGCUACGUUCCGUUCAUUCAAUUCUUAAUAGGACGCCGCCGGAGUUGUUGGGGGAAAUUGUGCUAUUCAACGACGCUUCCAACGAUACGAGUCAUAGCUGGCUGUUCACCGAGUUGCCAUACCACGUAAAAAACUUACCAAAAACGCGUCUCAUUUACGGGAGCAGACGUCGAGGGUUGAUGAUGGCACGGAUCGAAGGAACACGAUACACAUCAUCACCGGUAGUCGUAUACCUGGAUUCGCACAUUGAGUGUGCUAGGGGAUGGAUGGAGCCGAUGGUGUAUGAGAUUGCGAAGAAUCGAAAGACGAUUGUAACUCCGAAAAUACACACUAUCGAUGCGGACAGCUUUGAAUAUGAGAAGAAUGCCCUUGGUACCCUUAGCUUUUCUUGGUCGCUAGGUCAGACACAUCCCCCUAACCAGUCUGAGUUCGAGCCGAUUGCGUCGCCGGUUAUGGCGGGUGGCUUGUUCGCUGCAGACAAGUCUUGGUUCAUCGAUGACCUGGGCGGCUACGACCCCGAAAUGCGGUUGUACGGCGGCGAGGAGAUGGAGAUCGGGUUCAAGACAUGGACUUGUGGCGGCCAGCUGCUCAACGUGCCCUGCAGCCGAGUGGGCCACGUGUUCCGAACGGCGGAAUACUGGAAGGGCCAGGUCUAUAAAGUGCCGAUGGAAGAAAUCCUCAGGAACAAGAGACGAACGGCAAUGGUCUGGCUGGAUGAGUACUUUGAAAUUUUCAAUAUUGUCUCUGGCAAUCUGCCCAAGGGUAUGGAUGUAGGUGAUCUGUCAAUGGUUUGGGAAGUUCGGAAACGACUUGACUGCAAGCCUUUCAAAUGGUUCCUUGAUAACGUAGCCGUUGAUGUCUGGGUACCGAACCUGGAAACCGCCCGUCGUGGCAGCCUCUUCAGCGCAGGCUCCGUGCACCAAGGAGGCCGCGCUACCGACGACUCCGACGAAUACGUUGAUGAGCAGGGACGAAUCAUCGCGGGCACUUGUCUAGACAACCUCCAAACCAAGGACACUGGACCCGUAGGCACCUACGGAUGCCAUGGCCAGAAAGGGUCCCAAUCAUUCUUACUAGACGACGGCCUCCUAAGAGUCGGAGCAGGAGGAUUUAAACACUGCAUUAAACCCAAAGGCAAGACCAGUCUCGAACAAACCACCUGUAAAUCGGGCUCCUACAAUGCCUGGUCAUACGAACCACUACCAGAACUACCCUUCACUAACGUGCCAAGGAACCCAGAAUUGAAACAAGUACCCAUUGGUCUUCUCAAGUACGACAAUAUAAAUUGCCUCAGACUCGAAGAUAAUUCCGAACUGCUGGCACCUUGCGACAAGAAUGACAAAUAUCAACUUAUCGCCUUCAGCGGCUCUCUGGACGACUAG